This is a messenger RNA of Bipolaris victoriae FI3, 333 nucleotides long. RefSeq lists its product as hypothetical. Lineage: Eukaryota; Fungi; Ascomycota; Dothideomycetes; Pleosporales; Pleosporaceae. The record is from RefSeq and is a predicted model, not a curated record. The annotation marks the transcript as partial. The transcript has a single exon.
UGGCAUGCAUUCAGGCUAUCGCGCAUUGUUUUCAUUGCAAGUUUGUAUAACAAGACAGUAUUUGCUAGUUCUCUUUUGGGUGGCUAUGUGACAAACGAAGCAAUGCACAAUAUUUCGUUGAGAUGCUUGUAUAUAGGUAAGCCAUUUUUACUCUCUGUAUUUCAUCACGGAGAGCUUCCAGUACCUUACACCAUCUUCUCGUUGCUUCUACAUUCAAAUCAUACAUACAGUUCAUUCUUGAUUUCAACUCUACAUAUUGGGUACCCUCAGCUUCGAGACGAUGAGCGAUUUCGAACGUCUGACGGAGAAGUCCCUGCUUCGGCAUAUGAAUGA